AUGCGUCGAUCUUUCAAAUCAAAAACCUCUCCUCAUAAGUUUAAUAUCUUAGUUGUGGAUGAUGAUCAUACAUCUCUUUCUAUUGUAGCAGCUAUAUUGAAAACAUCGCACUUUGAAGCUAUGACUGUCAAAUCUCCAUUGGAUGCUCUAGCUACUGUCAGGGCAAGGCAUGAUCGUAUCGACCUUGUCCUCACCGAUCUCCAUAUGCCUGAAAUGAACGGGAUAGAACUGCAAAAACAAAUCCAGGAAGAAUGUAAUCAUAUGCCUGUCAUUAUAAUGUCCUCAGAUGACAGAGAGAGUGUCAUACUGGAGAGCUUAGCAAGUGGCGCUGUGUUUUACAUAGUAAAACCGAUCAACCCAGAUGAUCUGAAAAUUGUGUGGCAAUAUGCAAUUAAAUCUACGAAACGUAAAUCUAUGCACAUUGAGGAAAUUGGUAGCAUCCAUUCUGGAGGAUCCUUAGCUCCUAAGGAUGUUAAUUCAGCAUCAUCUGUGAACCAAGAAACUCAUGCACGUAACAAAAGAAAGUAUUCCAGAAGGGGGAAAGAAUCCAUGGAAGAAGAAAACCCCGUUGCUCCAAAGAAGGCCAAGUUGGUUUGGACAGAUUCUCUUCAGAGUCUCUUUUUGCAUGCCAUAAACCAUAUAAGCCUAGAAAAGGCUGUCCCCAAGAAAAUUCUUGAAUGCAUGAAUGUUCCAGGCUUAACUAGAGAAAAUGUCGCUAGCCAUUUGCAGAAGUACAGGAUCUUCCUGAAACGAGUCGCAGAGAAAGGCGCUAGUGUCACAACCAAGAACUACUCUACAAAGAAUAACGUUAUGUCCAGUAGUUUUGCUGCAUCAGGGCAGUCUUCAUUGUUAUUACUUAAUCAUUCUCCACAAGACAGUCAGCAAUUCCAAGGAAAACAGCCAACGAGAGCUUCAUUUCAACCUCCUGGUUAUGGAGGCCUGUGGGCUCUUAAUGGUGCCAACAUUGGCGCAAGGCUCGGAGCUUCAAGCAGUUCUGCGUAUCAACUCGGUUCGCAGCUGGGAAAUCAAGCAAAUGUGUACCAACCGAACUUUGGUAACACAAAUCCUCUCUAUCCGGCAAAUCGCACCACUUUCGGAAAGGGAUCAAAUGGCUUUGUUCACGAUCUUCCUCCAAAUUAUUCUGGGAUGCCAAUAACUGAUGCUAUGGAGGCCCUUCGAAUAAACCAAACGACACCCAAUGUUAAUUUUCUAAAUGGUGGUUGUGGCUUCAUCAAUUUGGCUCACAAUGACAAUAUGAGAAUUGGGCCAACUGGAAGUGCCCCAUUUGCUUAUUUCCCUCCUGGAAAACCUUCAUCUGUAGGGUUUUAUCCUGCAAAUUACCCAUUCCAACAGGUGUAUGCCGGUGUGAAUCAACAAGGCAGCAACCCAGCGCUGUCACAACUGCUGAUGCAACAAUAUAAUCUCGUCAAUGGUGGACAAAGUAAUGCUUCUGUCUUUGGUUAUCCAUGGCAACUCGGGGAAGGUAAAAUUUCUGACAUUCUGCUGGGGACGACAAACUAUCCAUUUCCAUAUCAGCAACAAGGUGGUGAAGGUUUCCUGAGCCCUAACUUUCCUAGCAACUCAAAUUUUGGUGAAGUGAAUUCUCAGAGAAAUCCAUCAAUGAACCAGGGUUUUUCUAGCGCAGUUGGUGUUGAAAAAAAAAAUGAACCAACUCUAGAAGAAGCAAGGAAACCGGAUUUGGAGAAUGGAAAACGUCCCAUUGAUGACUACUUCCCAAGCUUUAAUCCAGACCCACGUUUCCAGCAACAAGGAAACGAAGAGCAAGUCAACUUUGGGAGAAACGGCCUGCUGGUCGAUAAUGUCCUUUCAGGAAAUCAAGAAUGGAACGACGACUACUUGAACCAUUUGCUCGUUGAUCGCCCGUUUUGA
Messenger RNA from Mangifera indica (mango), 1890 nucleotides. RefSeq names its product two-component response regulator ARR12-like. Lineage: Eukaryota; Viridiplantae; Streptophyta; Magnoliopsida; Sapindales; Anacardiaceae. The transcript is spliced from 8 exons. Gene Ontology annotation, biological process: cytokinin-activated signaling pathway; phosphorelay signal transduction system. The record is from RefSeq and is a predicted model, not a curated record. Gene Ontology annotation, molecular function: DNA binding. Bases 1 to 1890 code for a protein of 629 amino acids.